CAUUUCCAGACGUACAAGAUCCAGCAGCUCAGCUCACCAAGGUGAUAUUCCUCAAAAUCAGGAACAGAAUGAGCCUCAGCCAGCCCCAAUCCAUCGUGUUCGCAGAAAGGCUUUAGCUUGUCGUUUAAAAAGACAACCUCCUGCUCCAGCCGCUCUCUCUGACGACGACUUCAUGGAUGCUCCAUCGUUAAAGCGUCAAUUCAGAUCUGCAUCACCUUCUCCUCCAGAUCAAAUCAGCUCAAAGAAGUUAAAAGUACCUUCUCCUCAAGUUCCGACCGUGAAAAGAAGCCCAAAGUAUAAUAUCAUUGCCAAAAAAAACUCUCCUAAAAAGAAGUCUCCUGUCAAAUCACAGAAAUUGAAUAUCCGAUGCAUUCCCUUGGAUGUUAUUGUAUCAUCAUGGAUAAUGAGCGAUCGGCAGCGUGAUGCCGUCGCUAGGUUGGGAUUUUCUAGCAUAUUUGAUUUGCGAACUGAUGCAUUGGAGAGCAGAUCACUUAUCAGGUGGUUGAUGGACAAAUUAGAUCCAAAUGACAUGACCAUACGCCCAGGGGCUGGCAAAGAACUUAAGAUAACAAAAGAUACGGUUCAUCUCAUUUUGGGGUUGCCAUGUGCCGGAGGAGGUAGAGAGUUUACUGAUUGGUACGGUGAAAUCGAUGCUGCUGCUAAUCUGAGACGUCAUCUCAAUGUCUGUAAAGAAGAAUUUGAUGUUGUCAAGCUUCAAGAUAAGAUAGUGCUUGGCAACGAUGAUGAGCUAUCAAUUAGAUGUUUUUUUCUCAUUCUAUUCAAUCGACUUCUGUUUCCUUCUGCAUCUUGGGGCAUUACAAACAAUGAGGUGCUCAUGACUUCAAACAUGGCCCGAAUGGCUGAUAUUGACUGGUGUCAACUAGUUUACACGGAUUUGUGCGAUGCUGCCGCACGUUGGCAUAAAAGGAACAAAACUAACAUCACAGCAACAAUAUAUGGAUGCUCACUCAUUGUUUUAAUUUACUAUCUUGAUCACCUACAUCACCCUGCUGCUCCGGAUAACAAAUAUGGUACUCCACGCAUUAAGUUUUUUGACAAUGAGACCAUAAGACAGUUGGCUCGGGGUGACAGACGCCCCCCCCCCCCCCGUAAAACUGGUGAACCAUUCGGAUAUGCAGAGUUUUGUAGCCGUUCAGAAACGUGUUACGUCAUUGCUCCAGAACGGCCUGCUUCUGCCGUUUUCAACAUAUAUGUUCCUCGUAUCAAGAAUUUGAUUGGACACAAGUUGCAAUGUUUGCCCUCCCAGCAGCGUCCAAUGUUUCAAUCAUUGUUUGAUGCUCAUGACAAAGAGGUGGAUAAAUACUGUAACUCCCUACAGUCGAGCCAUCAGAUGAUUGUUUCGAAGCAGAUUGAACUCUCUGAAACAUUUGGUGAAAUGAUAGAUGAAGUUUUGAGAGCUGCAACGCAGCGCGAUUCACAGCCACAAGAUAACCCCCCACUACCUCAAUGCCUCCAACAAAUGAUCCUGUAUCCACACCAACUGUUCCAACACCUGAUAAACAACAACAUGAUCAGGAAAGCCAUGUUCCUACUGAUCAUAUCAAAUUAUCAGAUGAUGUAA
Zea mays is the source of this 1582-nucleotide messenger RNA. RefSeq lists its product as uncharacterized. The record is from RefSeq and is a predicted model, not a curated record. The transcript has 5 exons. NCBI's taxonomy places the organism in Eukaryota, Viridiplantae, Streptophyta, Magnoliopsida, Poales, Poaceae. Bases 173 to 1582 code for a protein of 469 amino acids.